AUGUUGGGAUGUUUGAACAAGAUCGGGCCCGAUACUGUGCUCGUGGCGUCCAACGAGAUCAAGCAGGGCCACAGUAUCUCCUUAAAGUCAGUAGUCACCGCUAUCACCGAGUCCCAACAAGGUCGACACGAUGAAUUCAACACGCAGUGCAGCAGCCAAUGGGAUAGUCUAUGUCAUUUCUACCACCGAGAGUCGGCAUCUGCAUAUAGUGGAUGCAAGCCCCCUGGUCAGGAACUCGUGCAAGGCUGGGGCGAAGAAGACAAUGAGAAGCGUCUGCCAACUCUCGACCAUUGGCAUGAGAGAGGGGGCUUAGUUGCCCGUGGUGUUCUCAUAGACUUUAAAGCGUAUGCGGACAGCAAGUGCCUCGAUUUCGCACCAUUUGGUGAUUACGGCAUUUCCCUCUCCCAACCGGAAGAAAGCAAGAGCAUAAGGCGUGGCAUUCCAAGGGCGGCCAAAUGGUUCUGGAACAAAGGUUUCGCCGUGGUGGCCAGAGACAAUGUCGGAUUUGAGGUGGAGCACGCAGAUGGCACUGCCCCGGUCCUUCACCCUUAUCUCCUCAGUCUGUUUGGUAUGCCUAUUGCGGAACUGAGGGAUCUGAAGGCCUUGUCGGCGCAUCGUGCAAAGACUGGGCGGUACAGCUUCUUCCUUACGUCAGUUCUCCUGAACGUCGCUGGGGCUGUUGGCUCGCCUCCAAAUGCAUUGGCGGUUUUCUGA
Molecule: messenger RNA, 714 nt
Organism: Fonsecaea monophora
Lineage: Eukaryota; Fungi; Ascomycota; Eurotiomycetes; Chaetothyriales; Herpotrichiellaceae
Exons: 5
Coding region: 1-714 (237 amino acids)
Molecular function (GO): arylformamidase activity
Source: RefSeq, a predicted model, not a curated record